UAAGGCGAGCGUGCAGCUGAUUGCAUUCUUGAGUUGAACACGUGCAGAAUUGCAAGUCGGUGAAUGAACCAUAUUGAUUGAUUUGUCAAAAAAAUAGUAAAUAAAUAAACAAAGAUAAACAAAAAAAAAAAUAGAGAUCAAAUAAAGAAACGACAACACCUGUGUUAUUUUCCACAUCGAAUUUAGUGCUGAAAACAACAAACAAACACCUAAAUCAGGAUGGCUUUCAUGAUGCCCGUUGUUAAAAAUGAUUGGGACAUUUACAAGUCCAAUCGGUCGAGAAGAGUGUCCGAAUGUUCGAAUCCGUCGUCCUGUCGUUCCCGCAAGGUGUCCGAAUGCAAAUCAGAAGGACCGAGCCUGUCGACAUCACCUGGAAACGAUUUUAUCGUCACUUCUCCUACACAUCGCAGUGUGCCGGCAAACAUGUCUAGGCAGUAUUCAAGAGCGAGUUCUAGAACAUCGCAAUCGAGCCUCAUACAGAGCCCAUGCAAAAGUGCUUCGUGCUCUCCGCCAAAGAGCGGCUCACAGUCGAGUCUCAACAAGUUUCACAACAGACUCCUGGAUAAACUCAAGAGGUCGUUAAAGAGUAAGGAUAGUGACAACGAACGGACCAGUUCAUGAGAUGGCAAGAAGACCUCGCCUUCGCAGGAACACAACGCCUCCUAGUGCAUAUUUAUAUUAUCAUAUAUAUAUAUAUUUUAUAGACUGUGUUAUAACUUUCUUAUUACAGAUUUGUUUUUGUUUACAUUUUCAAAUAUGAUUUGAUUGUAUUGGGUCAUUGACACGGCCGUAGCUAACUGAACAACUACAGUACGUACAAGUUCAGGUCUAGCAAUCCUGUGAUAUAUCUCUCGUAUGCUCGCCCUUCCUUCCAAGAAGGGAAGCGAAUUACGAAGAAAAUCUAGUAGUUUUUAGCACGGUCGAGGGAAUAUUUCCGAUCUGCAUUGCGCAGCAAUGCCGGAACUUAAAGAAAUGAUCGAUAAAUCUAUAUUUUUUCAUAUUACAACAACAACUUUGAUAGCUGCAACUUGGGUGCAAAAAUGAAUUCGGAGAAUUAAUGUGGAAGUGGAAGAGUACAAGUUCACUAUUAAAUCGAAAUUAGAAUUAAUAAGCGAAAAUAACUAGUCGAAAUGAAACUAAAUUAAAUUUUACUGAUAAGACUGCAAGGAGGUAUCUUCACUAGCGAAAUAUUUAUAUACUUAUUAUAUAAUUAUAAGUUUUUAUUGUAAAGCGACUGCGAAUGUCUGUUAUUUUUGGUCUGCUUCGUUUUUAUGUUUGUUUUUUUGUUUAGUUCGGAUAUUGAACGCUUCGAAAUAUCUAUCUACCUAUAUAUUAUAUAUUGAUACUAAUCGAUUCUAGUUACAGGUUCUAUGUUGUAAAAGCUUCGCUUAGAGAGUUUCAAACCAAAAUUAUUCCGUACGUUCAUCACAAUAUAUAGUGAGAAAGAAAAUAUUCAAGCUUAUGUUC
Molecule: messenger RNA, 1467 nt
Organism: Nicrophorus vespilloides
Lineage: Eukaryota; Metazoa; Arthropoda; Insecta; Coleoptera; Silphidae
Exons: 1
Coding region: 220-621 (133 amino acids)
Source: RefSeq, a predicted model, not a curated record